AUGCAACUUACCACCAUCCUCCCAAUCGUGCUCGCCGGCCUAGCCAGUGCACGCCCCGCCAGCCUACAGACUAAGACCAUCACCGACGACAUCAUCUGGGGCGUAUCCAACUUCACCAUAGGCUGCUCCCCAGGCGGCUGUGUCUACAGAUACGACAUUGUCGGCCGCGAGAACACAAUGACCCCCAAGUUCCGCACCAACUGCAGCGGCGUCACAGACGAGCGGGUCCUCUGCGACGACAAGAACAUCACGACCAUUGUUUCUCCUGCUGAAAACCCGGUCUGGAAUGUCGAUGUCACUCACACCUGGAAAUCCCAGCUCAGUGACAAUACCCUCGCGACUUGGUACCAGCACGGCGCGAAGAAUGUUACCGUCCCUGACCACAACCCGAUUCAGUUUGUUAUGAAGCCUACUCAGGAGUAUGGCAUUGCAUAA
Penicillium roqueforti is the source of this 435-nucleotide messenger RNA. RefSeq lists its product as uncharacterized. The record is from RefSeq and is a predicted model, not a curated record. The transcript has a single exon. Lineage: Eukaryota; Fungi; Ascomycota; Eurotiomycetes; Eurotiales; Aspergillaceae. The coding region runs from base 1 to 435 and encodes 144 amino acids.